GUCCCAGUUCAAACUCAUCUGACAAUUUGCAUCCCUUCCUCAGCCUGCCAUGGAGUUCUUGGGAUGGCCAACAAUCCUCUUGCUGGCCUGCAUCUCAUGCCUUCUCAUUGCUGCAUGGAGAAGAACAUCACAAAGAGGGAAGGAGCCUCCUGGUCCCACACCAAUCCCCAUAAUUGGAAAUGUUUUUCAGCUGAACCCAUGGAACUUGAUGGAAAGCUUCAAGGAGCUCAGCAAAAAGUACGGCCCCAUCUUCACAAUACAUCUAGGCCCCAAAAAGGUUGUGGUGCUCUAUGGCUACGAUGUCGUGAAAGAAGCCCUAAUUGAUAAUGGAGACGCCUUCAGUGGGAGAGGAAUACUGCCUAUGAUUGAAAAACUCUUCAAGGGCCUAGGCAUUGUGACCAGCAAUGGGGAGACCUGGAGACAACUGCGAAGAUUCGCCCUCACCACCCUGCGUGAUUUUGGAAUGGGCAAGAAGGGCAUUGAGGAGCGAAUCCAGGAGGAAGCUCGUUUUCUGGUGGAGAGGAUCAGGAACACACAUGAGAAACCUUUCAACCCUGGUAAAUUCUUAACCCAUGCUGUUUCCAACAUCAUCUGCUCCAUUGUAUUUGGGGAUAGGUUUGACUAUGAGGACAAGAAGUUUCUCAAUUUAAUUGAGAUGCUGGACGAAAACAACAAGUACCAGAACAAAAUACAAAUGCAGCUCUACAACUUCUUCCCAACCAUCUUAGAUUCUUUACCUGGACCUCAUCAAAAAGUAAUAAAAAACUUUGAUAACAUUGAUGACUUCAUUAGUGAAAUCGUAAGAGCACACCAGGAAUCUUUUGAUCCCAGCUGCCCUCGAGAUUUUAUUGAUGCUUUCAUCAACAAAAUGCAACAGGAGAAAGGCAACUCUAUUUUCACUGUUGAGUCCUUGACCAGAACCACACUUGACUUGUUCCUUGCGGGAACUGGGACAACCAGCACCACACUGAGAUACGGACUCCUGAUUCUCCAGAAAUACCCAGAGAUUGAAGAGAAAAUUCACAAGGAGAUUGACCGUGUGGUGGGCCGAGACCGAAGCCCCUGCAUGGCAGACAGGAGCCAGAUGCCAUACACAGAUGCUGUGAUCCAUGAAAUCCAGAGAUUCAUUGAUUUCAUUCCCCUUAACGUUCCACAUGCUGUGACCAAGGACACCAAGCUCAGAGACUAUUUCAUACCCAAGGACACCAUGAUCUUCCCUUUGCUGUCUCCCAUCCUGCACGACUCCAAGGAAUUUCCUAGUCCAGAAAAAUUUGACCCAGAACAUUUCCUGAAUGCAAAUGGUACCUUCAGAAAGAGUGACUACUUCUUGCCAUUUUCCACAGGAAAACGCAUCUGUGCAGGAGAAGGUCUGGCCCGGAUGGAGAUAUUCUUAUUUUUAACAUCCAUCCUGCAGAACUUUACUCUGAAGCCCGUUGCAGAUCGCAAGGAUGUUGACACUUCUCCCAUAAUCACCACAUUGACAAAUAUACCCCGACCUUAUGAGAUCUCAUUUAUUCCACGUUAGACAAGUGAAGACAGUUGCCAUCUCCAACAUCAGAACUCUUCUUGAACGACAGUCAUUGCCCACCCUGAUGUGACUGAGAUACUCAGAUAACUUCCUAAAUUCUUUACAGACAGAAGAUUUAUGCUUUUCUAUGUGAUCCUGGAAGGACAUGCUCCAGCAGAAAACAAUCCUCCACAAAGCUUAGACUCCCACACGCUGUCCAAAAUAGGUACAUACCUUGACUGUUGUUGUACGUGCCCGUUCUGCAUUCCUGGGAAACUGCAGCUUGGCCAAUUACCGAGGUGACACCAAUGUGGUGAACAGCAAAUGGCAUUUAUUACACGUAUACACUAACAUAUAUAGCCUAAGUACUUCGUCUACGCCCCUAAAGGUACGUGUAACCCAUCAAUCAUGGAGCAGGAAGAGGGCCUAACGCGUCACAACCCGCAGGGAGGUCUCACAGUCUCGUAGUUGCUGAUAACAUCUCCCCCCCCUCCAUGCUCAAGAAAGUCUACUACAACUCGAGAAGACCCUCACCACAUACACCCCGAAAUCCCCGCAUUGCGCCUAUACAUGCUAUUGUCCUCUCGGUUAAGCCUUGCCCUGUUACAUUCCAAUUCGCAAAAUAAUCCUACCCUAAUAACCCUACAAUACUAGUAAAGUUAUAGACAGAGAGAUUAGAGAUUAGAAUGAUUGCUGAUAGCUCUAGUGGCACUAUCUAUGCCCAAUAUAUACCAACGUUGUCUCAGGUACCUGUUGGAAAGUACCUCAAAAAUAACAAAACGUCUGUUCAAUAUCAAGGCAGAUGUCUCAAGCCUUGAGAGCAUUGCACUCACAAACCUGUUGUAUGGAAUUGCUUGUUCCCCAGGCCUCAAUCUGGCCACCUGUCCAUGAAGGGAACCCAUUCUGAUGCCUAUAAUGUAUACUGCACUGGCUUAAGCACCAUGCACAUCAGAUUUGUUACAUGCAGAAAGAGAAGGCCUAAUGCUGUCAGGACUUCUAAUGCAUUUAAAGCAAGGAGUGAUUUCAACCCCUGUUUCUUUAUACAAUCUAUCAGGUGUGUGAUGUCUUUCCGAUUGAGGGAUACCCCUCCCAGGCCUCUGUUACCGUUCCCUAUUACCACGAAGAUCUCUAGUACUUUUCCUUCCUCUAUCAGGCUAGAUCUAAACUUCCCACAAUCUGUUAGUGCAUCUCUCUUAACUCCUAAAUGCAAAUUCACCUCUCUCCUUUCACUAUCCUUUUCAGUCACAGCUGGAAGCUGCUGGCUCCGCACCCCUCCCCUCAGACCCAAAUGCCUUUGAUCAUGCACUGACUGUUGUAGAGGCUUCUGAUUGGUUGCAUGCGCACUCAAUCUUGUAAAAGGAUGUGUGGGUCGAGUCAAUGGGUCUGAACACUGUGGCAAAGAGUUGGUGCGGAGACUAUCGUUAUUUCUUUCUCCGUCGGGUGUAACCUGAGCAGAGGGCGCCGGCCGGAUGCCACCUACUCCUUCAGGUGCAGUCAGGGUGGAAAGUGCUGGCCGUACACUAUCAUCCGAGCACCUGUAAGUUACAUCGCUUCCCUUUCUCUCUGCUGUUUUUUCUUCUACCGCUUCUCUAACUUUUGACGAAUCCGUACCCGAGCCUUGCUCGCAGUCCCCACCCCCCUGAGUGUUACUGCAUUCCACCUCCUGCAAGUGUCCCAUCCCAGCUCACUUCUCCCUCUGCCCCCGCGGGUGGUGUUAGAUUACACAGAGAAGGAUACAGCAGUUGUCUGGAUACAGCAGGGGGGUUUCAACAACCUUGCAU
This is a messenger RNA of Lagopus muta (rock ptarmigan), 3288 nucleotides long. Its product is annotated as cytochrome P450 2H1-like. Gene Ontology annotation, molecular function: iron ion binding; heme binding; oxidoreductase activity, acting on paired donors, with incorporation or reduction of molecular oxygen, reduced flavin or flavoprotein as one donor, and incorporation of one atom of oxygen. Gene Ontology annotation, cellular component: intracellular membrane-bounded organelle; cytoplasm. The transcript has 9 exons. Gene Ontology annotation, biological process: xenobiotic metabolic process. NCBI's taxonomy places the organism in Eukaryota, Metazoa, Chordata, Aves, Galliformes, Phasianidae. The coding region runs from base 50 to 1525 and encodes 491 amino acids. The record is from RefSeq and is a predicted model, not a curated record.